ACGUGGGCUGGCCAAUGACAGAAGCUCCAUCCACACUGACUGAUGCUCAGCAGCCCCUGAUUACGCGUCUAUGCUCACAACUUUUACGCACAAGACAAAAUGAGAGCCUUUGUUUCAGCAGCGACGUUCCUGUGGGUGAUAGCGAUACCCUGCACGGAAGCCAUCCACGGACUGUAUAACUUUGGCCAGCACGAGUUAUUCUACAAGAAGAACCACUGCAAGCAAAUCCCUGCAAACCUUCUGCUGUGCCACGACAUCGAGUACACGGAGAUGCGCCUCCCGAACCUGCUCGGACACGAAACCAUGAACGAGGUUCUGCAGCAAGCCUCGUCCUGGAUCCCGCUGGUGCAGAAGCAAUGUAACCCCGACACGAGAAAGUUCCUGUGCUCCCUCUUCGCCCCCGUGUGUCUGGACGACCUGGACGAGCCCAUCCAGCCUUGCAGGUCCCUGUGCGAGAGCGUCAAGCAGGGCUGCGCGCCCGUGAUGUCCGCGUUCGGCUUCCCCUGGCCGAAGAUGCUGGACUGCGACCGUUUCCCGCUGGACAACGACCUGUGCAUACCCCCUGCAGGCAUCGACAACUCUGUGCCAGCCACCAAAGAAGUGCCCAGAGUGUGCGAUGCUUGCAAAGAAACGGACGAAAAUGACAACGAAAUUGUUGACAACCUGUGUAAGAAUGACUUUGCUCUGAAGAUCAAAGUGAAGGAAAUCUCCUACAUCAACGGUGACACCAAGAUAGUGCCGGAGACCAAGAGCAAGACCAUCUACAAGCUGAACGGCGUAACGGAGCACGACCUGAGGAGGACGGUGCUGUGGCUGAGGGACGGCCUGCAGUGCAUCUGCGAGGAGAUGAACGACAUCAACGCUGCCUACCUGGUCAUGGGCCAGAAGAAGGACGGCCAUCUGGUCAUCACCUCGCUGAAGCGCUGGCAGAAGGGACAGCGUGAGUUCAAGAGGAUUUCCCGCAGCAUCCGCAAGCUGCAGUGUUAGAAAGCAGAGAAAAAAACGAAAUGCAUGUGUUACUGUUGAAGAUAAAGUUCAGUUGAGCUCUUCCCCCAUUUUAAUUUCACAAUUGGUGUCAAAUAAAUUUCAACAAUGAGGUUUUCCCUGGCAUUUAAAGACACAUCCCUCCAUGUGUCAGCCAUUGGUUUAUCAUUAGAAAUGCCAGACAAAGCUAAAAUAACUUGCAUUUAUUUAAGCCUGCAAACUAGAUUUCGGCCGAUACAUUGAAACUAAAGCCAAACUACUUUAAGCGGCGACCUCUGGAUUCUAAAAAAAGACUUAUUAAACGUGGUGCAGACAUUCAUCUGACUUUCUUCCGAUGACUCCCAUUCAUUUUGCACUGGCCCGUUAAUGCAGGGGCCAGUUCUCAAGCAGUGUGUCCCUCCCUGGGGAGCUGUCUUCGCUGUCACCUCAUUAAUUGCAGUUAAUUGCCCUCGGCCUCUGUCCCAUGUGCAGACCAAUCACUAAUUGCGUUGUUAGAGUUUUGAAUCCAGGAUUAUAAAAUGACUGACUCUAAUAAUCAUUGGCAGAUGAGGCCUACUGUUAAAUCCUGAAGAAAGGCCGAGUUUCAUUAGACUUAAAAUAGACUUUUCUUUUCUUUUCUGGUAACAAAAAGUUAUGUUUUCUUGUCUCCUGGACGCCUCAGAGUUAAAUCCUCUAAAUUUCUAUUAAAAAAGUCAAAGGCCUUCACUGCUCAAGACAGGACUGCACAAUUUAACUGUAUUUUAGGUUCAUUAAAGUCUUUCUAAAUUUGGCACAUGCUUCCUACAAUUACAAACAUUGAGUCCCUUUGUGAGUGAAGCUGUGAUCCUGUGUCCGAGACAAAGAUAAAGCUAUUGGUGUUUUUGUGUUCUUACCGUUUUCUCAAGCAAAAAAGAAAAUGAGAGAUAGCUGGCUAUAUUCUCUGCCUGUUCAACAUUUUUAAUAUUCUUGGUAAACCUUUUGUACUUGAGCCACUGCAUAUUUUUCUACCACAAUAUGAUAAAAACUAAAUAUUUUUCUACUCCAGACUUUCCCAUGUCUUUUAAACUUUUCUGUAAACUUCAUCCUGUUGUUUGAGUAACACAAGUUGGUUUUUGUUGAUUAUCUGAGUUCUGGUUGGUGGUUUUGAUUUGACGAGGAGUUAUUUGGCGCAAAUAACCAUAUGGUGGUGUGUGUGUGUGCAAUGUAAAGUUUGUUUGUUUUUGUUUCUUGGAAAGUAUUACUGUGUAAAUAUCUAAUACUGUCCGUUUUAUCUUGUGUAAUGUUUCCAGCUAUUAAAAGUUGCCAACAUGUUUUUUUGAAAUCGCUCAUGAACUGAGUGUUGAGACCGUUAAGAGGUUAAGUUCAAUAGAAGUAAAACAAUACACUCAUACAUAAAACAUAACAAAAUAAUCCUCAUGGCCUCAGAUAUAGGACUAACCUGAAGUCUGCAGAAUCUGCGGUCAAACACCGCCAUCUUGUGGAAGUCAGCUGUAAAACUUGCUCAUUAUUUGGUGUUAAUUUCAGUGUUUACAGUAUUUUUUUUUUCCAAUAAAAUAUUAAACAAUUUUCUUCUCGAGGACUUUAAUGCUAACA
This is a messenger RNA of Paralichthys olivaceus (Japanese flounder), 2556 nucleotides long. It is a transcript of the gene sfrp2, whose product is annotated as secreted frizzled-related protein 2. Lineage: Eukaryota; Metazoa; Chordata; Actinopteri; Pleuronectiformes; Paralichthyidae. The record is from RefSeq and is a predicted model, not a curated record. Gene Ontology annotation, molecular function: Wnt-protein binding. Gene Ontology annotation, biological process: canonical Wnt signaling pathway; non-canonical Wnt signaling pathway.